Messenger RNA from Eupeodes corollae, 1155 nucleotides. Its product is annotated as achaete-scute complex protein T5-like. Gene Ontology annotation, molecular function: RNA polymerase II transcription regulatory region sequence-specific DNA binding; protein dimerization activity; DNA-binding transcription factor activity, RNA polymerase II-specific. Gene Ontology annotation, biological process: positive regulation of transcription by RNA polymerase II. The transcript has a single exon. The record is from RefSeq and is a predicted model, not a curated record. Lineage: Eukaryota; Metazoa; Arthropoda; Insecta; Diptera; Syrphidae. Gene Ontology annotation, cellular component: RNA polymerase II transcription regulator complex. The coding region runs from base 182 to 922 and encodes 246 amino acids.
AAUCAGAGGAUUUAGGACGAAGGGAUUCAUUAAGGAAUACACAUCCUUGGAGUAAGCAUCCAAUUCGAAAAGAAAAGUUGAGAUUUAUUUUUUUGAAAUCAAAACAAAGUUACACGUUGCAUUAAAAAACAAAUAAAAUAAAAAUAAAACCUUAAAAGUCUGAACAGUGAUUUGAUAAAUUAUGAUGGCAUUAGGUUCGGAGAGAUUACAUCACACGCAGCAGACAUCGCCGGGAGGCAAUAACUAUUUGAAGCACAUACCAAUAGCACCGGCGAAUCAUUUGAGCUUGGAUGGACCAAGAAUGAAUAAGCGUUAUGUGUACGCAAAUAAGCCCUACGGAGGAAUCGAAUCCAAUCCAUCGGUUAUUCGACGAAACGCUCGUGAGAGGAAUCGUGUGAAACAAGUGAACAAUGGAUUUGUGAGUUUGCGGCAACACAUUCCACCGACGAUAGUUGCCGAUUUGAGUAAUGGCAAACGGAUGGGUGGCAGUAAGAAGCUGAGCAAAGUUGAUACUCUACGAAUGGCCGUGGAGUAUAUUCGACGGUUGAAGAGCCUUUUGGACGAGGACACCAAAGAUUCAGUGAGUUCGGUAUCGAACAAAAGUGGAGUGAAUACCAAUGCAAGUGAAGGAUUUUCUGCCGAAGCUCACCAAAACUAUGCCCCAGUUCCAAUCAACACUAUGUCCUUCUACGAGGAACAACACCACAACUACGACCAGUAUUAUCUGACACCUCCUGUUUGCCAGGAUACGGCGCUAGUGUCGCCGACAUCGUCCAACUACAGUGAUGGAUACUUUUCAUCAGCCGAGCAAACAGAACCAAAGUCACAUGUUAAAUUUGAGAACUCUUUUGACGAUUUUAAUAACUCCGCGGAAGAUGAAGAACUUUUGGAUUAUAUUUCCUUGUGGCAGGAAGAAAUGUAAAUGAGUGACGAGUGUAUUUGAGUGUGAGAAUGAAGAAAAGAUGAAAAGAAAGCGAAAGUUGGAAUCAUUCCUGGAGAGUCCUAGUCAAAUUUUGAGAAUGAUAAAAUUAAGCCAUUGAUGACACUAUUACCUCUUUAAAAUGUAAUUAUUUUUGUUUGUUAUUUAAGAUUAUGUAAAUAUGUACACAGUGAAUUUUAGAUUUUAAGGAUUUUUUUUUUAAAUUAUUUUUUAAG